CUUUAAUCUAGUGUUAUAAGUCGUUUACCAAGUCCCGGAUAGAAUUACUCUGUUCCAAUAAAUAGAUAUACCCUUUCCACUAAUAGCAGUGGAACAGAUCAUGAAAUCUCUCUGUUACCAUGACAGAAGAAAGAGGUUAUUGUUAGUUGUGCUGAGCCUUUCAUUACUCAAUUCUUUUUGGAUAAUAAACUUUUAUAUUUCCAUUCUUUCUAUUUCAUCCUCACAAGAUGUCUAUGUGAAGCCACUGACCAGAUUAAUUUACAAUUUGUCCUUUCUAAAUGACACACAAGAUUUUCGGUUACUGGUGAACUUGUCAAAUUUUAGUUUUGUGAUGAAUAAUAAACGAUGUGAUAGUAUCAGCGAACUCUUCAUGGUAGUGUUUGUCCACAGUGCCCCAAAACAUUAUCACAACCGUCAGACUAUCAGGCAGACUUGGGGACAGGAGACCAACCUUGUGAACGAUCCUUUCCGAGUUGUGUUUCUCAUAGGAAAGGCGCAGGACCAAAGUGUUCAGUUGGCACUGGAGGAGGAAAACCACAUCCACCGAGACAUCAUUCAAGGAAAUUUCAUUGACAGUUAUCGAAACCUUACAUACAAAUACGUAAUGGGACUGAAAUGGGUGACUUAUUUUUGUCGUCAUGUCAAAUAUGUGUUCAAAACUGACGACGAUAUCUUCGUCAAUAUCUUCCAACUAGUUAAAUAUCUGAAAGACUCCUUUGGCACGACACCGACAGGAGGAUUAGUGGUGUGUUAUCUCAUUAAAAAACCUUUUGUGAAAAGAAGCCAAAGAAGUAAAUGGCACGUGAGUUUCACAGAAUAUCCAUGGAAGUACUACCCACCAUAUUGUUCUGGAUGGGCAGUUUUGAUGUCUCCUGAUGUGAUAUUUAGUCUUUAUAUACAAUCUUCCCGGGUUCCUUACUUCUGGGUUGAUGACGUUCAUGUGUCCGGCACGCUUGUCAAGAAGCUAGGAGUAUCUCACGUGGAUCUAACAGACACAAUGACCAUUAAUCGAGCAGAUAUCGCUAGGUGGCUUGGAAGUAACGUCAGCAAUUUACCCCCCUUCUUUGGUCAUCCCGAUGUGGAUAGAGAGACAAUUUACGCUUUAUGGACUAAAACCUUGUUAUAUUACAAUAUCAUCGAAACUCAUUGGUAGAAUUCGCAGAAGAUCUACGUAAAGGGAACCGUAAAACGAGAAAAUCGAUAGGCCAGACCUAAAAAAAAUCGUAUUACAAAACUACUUGUUAAGUUACUAAUUCGUACGGAUAAUUAUUCGCACGCACACA
Molecule: messenger RNA, 1283 nt
Organism: Limulus polyphemus (Atlantic horseshoe crab)
Lineage: Eukaryota; Metazoa; Arthropoda; Merostomata; Xiphosura; Limulidae
Product: beta-1,3-galactosyltransferase 5-like
Exons: 2
Coding region: 101-1153 (350 amino acids)
Cellular component (GO): membrane
Molecular function (GO): hexosyltransferase activity
Source: RefSeq, a predicted model, not a curated record